Brettanomyces bruxellensis is the source of this 12399-nucleotide messenger RNA. RefSeq lists its product as uncharacterized. Bases 1 to 12399 code for a protein of 4132 amino acids. Gene Ontology annotation, biological process: microtubule-based movement. NCBI's taxonomy places the organism in Eukaryota, Fungi, Ascomycota, Pichiomycetes, Pichiales, Pichiaceae. The record is from RefSeq and is a predicted model, not a curated record. The transcript is spliced from 2 exons. Gene Ontology annotation, molecular function: dynein light intermediate chain binding; minus-end-directed microtubule motor activity; dynein intermediate chain binding. Gene Ontology annotation, cellular component: dynein complex.
AUGGAUAAAGAAAAUAAUUUGCAAACCCAGAGUGGAAUUGCCAAAACCGUUAAUCCGGACCAGCUCUACGCCUUUUUGAAUCGUGUGGCAGGAGUGUUGUUUCCGGCGUUAAGUGAGCAGGAAGUUAAGAUUUAUGAUGAUAGCUUAAUUCCUUCCUUCGUGAAAGAUGAAAAUCCGUCCUUUAUUAUUUUGAAGGGCUCCAUCAUCGAGAAUGGACAUUUGGUUGAAGUCAUCCCAGGUUUGGAUCAGACAUUAUUUAACCAGAAAACUUCGUGGCUUGCAUUACUUAUCAAAGGUCAAGGGCAAAUUGUUGCAGAAUGGCCUUUAGAAGAGCAAAUUUUUGUUAGUGAUUUUAUGCUCGAGGCUGAUGGAUAUCUCAACAAUUUGGAUAAGUUGAGAUAUUUUGUCUCAUAUGUGGUUUCAGUUUACUUUAACGUUAUUUCACGACUUCACGAAGAAAAGUCAUUCAGAUCUGAAUCAGAGAAUUCAAGAGCAAUUGCAAAUAAACAACUACUUACAAUUAGAAAGAAAAUAAACGAGCUUGUUUUGUCUUUGCGGCAAGCACAGCAAACUGUUCACACACCUGAUCUAUUAAUUGGUGUACCAUCACAAAUUAAAAAGCUUGCUUCCAACGCUGAUUUGAAUAAUGUGAAGCCCGAAUUUUCAAGGUAUGAUAGCUUGGUUCAAGACUCAUCAUUUCUAAAUGAAAUACAGUCUGUGGCUACCCAUUGGAUUCAGGAUAUUCAAGAUACAGUUGCAGCCUCUUAUGACCUCGAAAAUGGCAGUGCUGAUAUGGAGAUUCGCUUCUGGGCAGCAAAAGAAUCUAGCCUACGAUCUAUAAUUCAACAGUUGGAGGAACCUACUGUUAAAUUAACAUUAGAAAUUUUAAAAAGGGGUAAAAGGUUUCAUAGUGGUAUCACGUAUUUAUCGGAUUCGAAUAUUCAUGAUUCCCUUUCUAUUGCAUCCAAAUAUAAUCAACUUCUCAAAAGUUUGCCAAUACAGGAAUUACUUUCUUCGAGCGAUCUUCAAAAGAUAAACCACUCUGUGACAAAAAUUUUUGAUUAUCUACAGAAACUUAGGGUGGUUAAAUACCCAAUUCCUAGAGCUGCAUCUUUAGUUCAAUCGAUUAUUAAAGAGAUAAUUAGUACUACAUCAGAUGUUUUAAAGAGAGUGAAGCUGAUGAGCAUUCCUUACUUAAAAUUUAUGAACAUUUAUGAACAUUUUACUGAUAUCUGUGAGAACCUGGAUAUAGAGAUAAAAGAUUUUACGUUGAUGGCAAGAGAGUUAUUAAGAAAAAGAUCUGAUAAAUUCAUGAUGAUUCGUAUUUCUGAUUCCAGUGAAUUGCAAAAGCGGUUGGGUGAUAUCAAGGACAUCCGUUCGAAUCAUCAUGAGUUGGUCAAGGCUAUUAGAAGACUCGAUGGUAUGGACACCUUUGAUGGCAGAAGUUUAAGUGACAGAAUCCCUUCAAUCGUUGAGCUUUUUGAAACGCCCGCGUUACUUGAUACAUCAUCGCCUGGCCAAGAAACCUUUUUAGAAAGCGUCCAAAAAUAUAACACUAAAGUUAAUAAGCUUGAGAAAGAUAUUGCAGAAUGUUUAGAGGUUGAACUUCGGAAACAUGAAUCAAGUCCAGAGAAUAUGCUACAUAUUUUUUGGGAAUUUUCAUUUUUAUUGGAGAGACCAAAAGUCAGCAAUUACCUUCAGAAUUAUCGGGAGAAACUUACAAACUAUUUGGAAAACCAAUUUUAUACGCUAGAAAAUGAAUUGACAAAGCAAGACAGAUUUUGCUCUAUUUUAAACCUAAGAAACAUCCCAGAAGGCUCUGCUAAUAUUAUUAGUACAUUUGAACUGGAAGAUGGACUUGAUCAAUUGUCAAAUGAUAUGGAGAUUGUUUUAUCAAAGCAUUGGGAAAAAUAUCCUGAAGGUAAAAAAAUUAUGUCUGAAAUGGAGUUGAUCGACUCAAAAUUUGAUGCCUCCUCGUUGUUUAAAAGUUGGUGUGCUACUAUUACUAACGAUUUGGCGGAUCCUGUUUGGAGACAUUCUCCUUUACUUAUAGAAUCGGAGAAUGACUAUUUAAAAGUUCAGGUGAAUUUUGACUCAGAUUCACUAAAUGUUCCUCGAAAUAUGUUAUUUCUUAGAGCCCUUACAUUUGAUAUUCCUUCGAUAAUUUCCAAGUAUGCUAAUACUGUUAAAAGAUUGCAUCCAUAUGUUAUCUCAUUGCAGCAGGCAUUUCUCAAUUAUUCAAAUCUAUUAGAUACGUCUGACAAACUAGGAAGCCUUGGAUUACUCAUGAUUCAUAAAAUUCCUCCGAUUGAAAAAUGUAUUACUAUUCUUAUCAAUUCUACUUGGCAAGAUUUUUUAAAAGCUGAGGAUCUUUAUUCUUCCAGCAUUACCCAGACUAAAGAAAAUGAAGCACUGCACUCAUUACGACAAUUUGCGAAUUAUAUUCUCGAGCUUAGAGCAGAAUAUGAACACUUGAAUAAGGCCCGACAUUCUUUGUUGAAAUGGAUGGCAAAAAUUUCUAUAUGUACCUAUGAAGUUAGCACAUUUGCGGAAAUUUUGUCGAACAUUCAAAGGACAAUAGACAAUAUUACUUGCAAUGUACCUAUUGGUUCUACCAAAAUGUUUUUUGAGCUGCUUAAUAGAACUAUAAAGGAAUCACUUUCGAGCCGGUGUAUUUAUCAGCUUCAACAGUAUUGUAUUGAAAUGAAGUCAUUGGUUACUAUACGACGAAACAUUCCUAUAUUAAGGCAUAGAUUGAGUUUUGAUGGCCUUAAAAUUGAAUGUACCCCACCGUUAGAGAAUUCAUUGAUGAUGUUGUUACAACUUUUGGAUGAAGCAAUAUCUGUGGUAUUUGAUCAAAUGCCGAUACACCAUCAUUCAAAAUUUGACGUUAAGAAACACUCUUCCAAAAGUUUAUGUUAUGGCGAUAUAACACCUAGUGUUCUUGAAUGUUAUAAAUCUUCUAUAAGAGAUAUGAAAUCAUUGAUGAAUAGAGCCAUGCAAUUCUGUAAUCGCUGGAAAGAAAUUCAAGGGUUACAACAUAUCGAGGGUGAUGAAUUGAUACUGCAAUGUUCAUCUCUUCAAGAUUGGAUAGACGCUUUUGGUGAUCUGUACAAAAUUAAAGCAUUGAUUGAUUCCGGAGAAUCUGAAGUGCAGAUAGGGCCAUUUUUGAUAGAGUUUAACAGUGUUCAAUCAAAAAUGAUGGAAAAGUUCAAUUUGUUAAUCAAAGAUUUAUCGCCUGAAUUUUUGAAUUGUUUAUCUGUACUGAAAGAGAAGUUAAAUAUUCAACUUUUGAAAUCAUUCAAUGAUAUCAAAACGUCAAGUCGCAAAAUGGACAUUACGGAUAUCAAAUUUUUGGCGGAGGUACAGAAGUCGAGAAAAGUACUGGAAAGAUCUAACAUCACCAUGAAAAAUAUAAGUAAGGCAAAUCUUUAUGUUCAGCUUUUCAACAUCCAAAUUUCAGGUUCAUCUAUUCUUUUGGAGCAGCUCACCGAUAAUUUUCAAUCCCUGCGUCUUCUUUGUGACUCCAUAUUCAAUCAAUUACAAUUGAAGCGAAAUAGAGUACUUUCGAAAUUAAACAUAGUGCUCAACUCAUUUCAUGGAGGAUUAAGGGAAUUGAAAGAAGAUUGGCCGUUAUUAUAUGAUAAUAUACAAAAGUUAUCAUCAUCGGAAGCAAUACAUCAAUUGAAUGAUUUUGGAAAGCAAUUUGAUGUGAUUCAAGAACUUAACGAAAACAUUAAACUUGCUUCUGAGUUAAUGUCUGUUGAUUUUUCAUCUGAUGUUGCCUUGCAAGAAAUUUCUAAGGGGACAGUAGAAUUGAGAAAGGCUGUUGAAAUGUGUGAUGAUGGUUACGGCCAGCUGACAGAUUUGUAUUCUACUCCAUGGAGCAAGUUUUCUUCAAAAGCUUUAAGGAGCCUACUGGAAAAACUUUCGGAACAUCUUAAUUCAAUACCAAGUAAGUUUAGGACAUCCUAUUGGCAUAUGAAGAUUCAAAAGCUUAUAUCUGAAGUUCUUCGUUCUAACACUGUUUUCUUGAUGUUGUCAUCAGAAGCAAUGACAAAGGAUUAUUGGGAUGAAAUCUUUGAGGGAUUGACUAUGAAGCCGGCUCCUGCAUCAAUGACUCUUGGAAAUGUUUUAUCACUACAGCCUCUAAAAAACAGGAAAUUCAUUAGAAAAGUUAUUCAAAGGGCAGAGUAUGAAAGGAAAUUGGUUGCAGCGACCGAAAAGUUAGAGUCUUCCUGGGAAAACAUUAAAUUCGAUGUUUAUGAUUAUAAAGCAGGAUUUAAAAUUGUAAAAGGGUGGACUAAGCUUUAUUCAAGAUUGAACGAUGAUCUUGAAACUUUGAGGGCAAUGAAACUUUCAACCUCUGGAGAAAAAAUUGGAAGGCGGCUAGAACAUUUGGAAGGCAGAUUGUCGGUUGUAAAGAAACUAUUAGAUAUAUGGUCAGAAACCCAGACAAGUUGGAUAUAUCUUUUUGAGGUUUUUAAUGUUAACCAAACAAUAAAAAAACAAAUUCCUUCUGAAUCUACACGAUUUGCUGCAGUUUCAUCAGACCUCCGUUUUAAGUUAUCUCCAUUCCUUGAAUCAGGUAACGUGGAGCAAGCGGCAAAAAACCCAAAUGUUAUACCCACACUUGAGAAGGCAGCUGUUGCUUUGGAAACCAUUAAAAAAUCGCUAAUAAGCUAUUUAGAAAAAGAGCGCCAUCUGUUUCCCAGGUUUUAUUUUGUUGGAAACGAUGACUUACUAGAGAUUGUCGGAAAUCCAACAGAUAUUCUAGUUGCCUGUCGGUAUGUGGGAAAAAUGUUUCCUUCCAUUUGCAAUUUGAAAUACAAUGCAUCAUCGAUGAAAAUAACAGAGAUAGAGGGCUGUUAUGGAGAAACCAUUAAACUCAGCUCUCCCGUUAGUUUUAAGGAUGCAUCAUUUGCCAGAAAUUGGCUUACAAAAUUGGACGACGUCAUAAAACUCACGUUAUUUAAAUUAGUUCACCUAGGAUUAUUAGAUUUUGUUGAAGUAUUUGAGAAUGAUCUUGAAAUUCAAAAUAUACUUGAAUGGCUUAAUAAAUAUCCUGGCCAAGUUACCCUCAUAGUAUUACAAUUAUUGUGGACAUCGAAGGUAAAAGAAGCGCUAGAAAAUAAUAAAGAAUUGGAGAAACUACAAGUGAAAUAUUCCUCAAUACUUGAUUUACUUAGUCAGUCAGUGCAUGGUAAUAUUUCCCGUGUGACCAGAUUGAAACUUGAAAAUAUGAUUAUUGAGAUUCUUCACGAGACAUCCAUCAUCGGGGAUCUACUUAGAAGUGAUGCAAGUCGUUCCACUGAAUGGAUGAACCAGCAGAAGUUUUAUUUCAGUAGUGAAUCACCUCAAAUUUCCAGGUCUUUAUUAAUAGAGCAGGCGAAUUCGAAAUUCUACUAUGGGUUUGAAUAUACAGGGUUAGUACGACGGCUAGUCCAUACACCUUUAACGAAUAACAUUUAUUUGUGUGUGACAGAGGCCUUAAAUCAGUUUUUGGGUGCGGCCUUAUCAGGGCCCGCUGGCACAGGAAAAACAGAAACAUUGAAAGCUUUAGGACAGAAUUUUGGACGCGUUGUUUUAACAUUCUGUUGUGAUGAGACAUUUGAAACACAUUCAGUUGGCCGUAUUUUAAUCGGACUAUCAAAAUUGGGAUGGUGGGGUUGCUUUGAUGAGUUUAAUAGACUUCCAGAGGCUAUGCUUUCCUCCUUAUCCACCCAAAUCGAUAAAAUCGAGGGAGCUCUAGGUCACAAUGGGGUUGAAAGUAAGUCCAUUACUCUAUUGAACCAAAAUAUAAAGGUUAACAAAAAUACAGGAAUAUUUAUAACCGGAAAUCCAAAUUAUGUUGGAAGAACGGAAUUACCGGAUAAUCUUAAAAGCAAAUAUCGAAUAUUCAAUGUCGACAGACCCGACUCGUUGUUAAUUGCCGAAUGCAUUUUACUUUCCCAAGGUUUCCAUAAUGCAAAGAAAUUGUCAUCACAAGUGGUGAAACUGUUUCAGAUUUUUGGGGAAAAAUGUUCGAGCCAGAAACAUUAUGAUUUUGGUCUACGUUGUUUAAAAAAUUCCUUGCUACAGGCGGGAGAUAUAAAGAGAAAACUGAAAAUAAGUGAUCGAGAUUUGGAUGAACAAAAGGCUGUGGCUGAAGGAUUGUACAAUGUAAUUCUUCCAAGAUUGAUACCUAAUGAUCAGCAGAUAUUUAAGAAAUGUGUUGACAAUUUUGGCUUUUCAUAUGACAUUAUGGAGCGGAAUGCUUCCUUGGCUUCAAAUAUCAAGAAUAAAGCUUUUGAGGCUCAUUUAACUGUAUCAACCCUGUGGGUUGAUAAGUGCCUACAAUUAUAUAAAGUUUGGACAUCCCAUCGAGGAGUCAUCAUGAUAGGGAAAACCGGCUCCGGUAAAAGUUCUAUGUUGAAUUGUCUUAUUUCCGCUUUGAAGGCUGAAUUUGAAAAAGGCAUCAUUGUGUACUAUAUUAAUCCUAAGACGCUAAGUAAAGAGGAGCUUUAUGGUACAAUGGAUUACACGACGAGCGAUUGGAAAGAUGGCAUAUUGACAUCAAUUUUGAGAGCUGAUAUUGAUAAUCUGAAAGGAGAGCAAGACAAAAGUAUAUUCGUUGUUUUUGAUGGAGAUAUAGAUCCAGUUUGGGCUGAGAAUUUAAAUAGUGUUUUAGAUGAUAAUCAAUUGUUGACCCUCCCUAAUGGAGAAAGACUAUCUCUUCCAGAUAAUUUGUCAUUCAUUUUGAAGUUGAUAAUUUGUCAUAUGCUACUUUGGCAACAAUUACACGAUGAGCUGUUCGAUGCUGAUGCAUUUUAUUUUACAAAAAUUAAGAAGUUUCAAAGUGAGAACACACACAACGAGCAGAAUAUUGAUCUCAAGCUUGCUGCUAGUGGUGUUUCUGCUUAUGAUAUAAAGGAGCUGUUUAUAUCCUCUUUGACAAAAUUCAUGCCUAUUGAUACAUUGAAGAAAAUUCUAAAUCAAUCUUCAGAACUAAAGCAUGUUAUGUCGUACUCCGCAGAACGUUCAAUAGAGACAUUUUUUACUUUUUACAAGAAGGCAUAUCGUCAGCUUUUGAUGUUCUUGGAAGAGAAUCCGACUUUUGUGAGUGAUGAUUACUCUUGUGUGCUAAAAAAGUUGAUAUUGUUAAUCACCAUUUGGGCUUUUGGUGGAGAUACUGUUUGGGCAGAAAGGACUAAGCUGAUCUUGUUUCUUCUUUCUUUGCCUGAGUUUCGUGAACUGAAAAGCUCCUCAACUGUUUUAGAUUUGGCGCAUGCAAGCAUUUCGUUCGAAAAAUUGGAUUGGUUUGAAUUAGUAGCAAAAGCUGAUUCCCUUGAUCUAGAACCACAAUCUAUUGUUAAGCCCGACACUGUGGUUUCUACUUCUGACACAGUACAAUUUGAGCUACUACUUACGACAUUGCUUGAAGAUCACAGAUGCAUAAUAUUAUCUGGACCUCCGGGUGCUGGAAAAACAAUGCUUUUAAUGUCAACUCUUCGCCAGUCCCCUAACUUCGAUUUUGCGGGCAUGAAUUUUUCAGAAGUGACUAGCCCAAAGCUUGUUCUUCAAAUACUAGAACAAUACUGUGUUUAUACCGAAAAUUCUGGAGGUUUGACAUUACAUCCUCUAAAUGCUGAUAAGUGGGUGGUGAUAUUUUGUGAUGAAAUUAAUUUGCCUAAGCUGGAUAGCUAUGGCUCGCAGCCUGUGAUUGAAUUUCUUAGACAACUAGUGAGCUACAAUGGUUUCUGGAGCCCUACGAAAGUUUCUUGGGUGACUUUAUCACACAUUCAGUUUGUGGGCGCGUGUAAUCCUCCAUCUGAUGCAGGCCGUACACCACUAAGUGAACGGUUUUUACGGGUUUGUUCAAUAUUAAUGAUUGAUUAUCCAAGCAAGGCUUCCUUAAAACAAAUUUAUUUGACUUUUAAUAAAAGUUUGUUAAAACUUGUUCCCGAUCUUAGUGGAUACUCUGGUGAAAUCACAAAUUGCAUGCUUGAGGUUUACGAACACUUUUGUGAAAAGUUCAAUGUUCGGACAAAGAUUCAUUAUAUCUGUUCACCGAGAGAAUUAACUAGAUGGGUCAGGGGAAUCUAUCAAAGUAUUCAAGGGGCGUCGGAUUUAUCAAUAAACGGUUUUAUCCGUCUUUGGACAUAUGAAGCGCUAAGAAUAUUUUCUGAUAAAUUAGAAUCAGAGCAAGAUCAAAAUUGGGUGUUGGAUAUGAUAAAAAAAGUAGUUACAAAAAAUAUUCCACUUGUUGAUUGUUAUAAAGCAUUCAGCAUGCCAAUAUUAUAUUCAGACUGGCUUUCAUACGGCUAUGGUCCUGUUAACGAAACAGAAAUGGCUGAUUUUGUUCGUGAAAGGUUGAAAGUAUUUAGCGUUGAAGAAUCUCAGACUUCUGUUAUUUUGCAUCCCGGAAUGAUUAAUCAUAUACUUGAGGUCGAUAGGGUCUUGCGUAAUUCACAAGGUCAUUUAAUAUUAGUCGGACCAAGCGGCAGUGGAAAAAACACAAUUACACAUUUUGUGGCAUGGAUGAAUGGAAUCAAAGUGGUGAACUUGUACGUUUCACAUAAUUAUACAUUGAAUGAUUUUGACAACACGUUGAAAGAUAUUUUAAUUCAUGCUGGAAUUAAAGGUGAAAAAGUUUGCUUUAUUGUGGACGAGUCAACAAUUUUAGAGUCUUCAUUUUUAGAACGUAUGAAUACGUUGCUUGCAAAUGCUGAGAUACCUGGAUUAUUCACAAAGGAUGAAUUAGAUAGAUUGUUAAAAGAAGCAACUAAAUCUUCACAGGCGGAGGGUCUUUAUUUAAGUUCAUCCAAGGAAUUGUACGGUUGGUUUACCGAACAUGUUGCUAAAAAUCUUCAUGUUGUUUUUACCAUCUCCGAUCCUUAUCAGAAAAAUGGUCCACAUCUAAUAACUUCACCAGCUUUAUUCAAUAGAUGCGUACUGAUCUGGAUGGGUGAUUGGAAAAGGCCAUCUUUGAAAACUAUAGCACGCAACUAUUUGGCUGGUUUACCAAUAGAUAACGAUUGUCACAAGGAGUUGGAAGAUGCGAAAGAUUCCCAAUUUUCCCGUUCAACUGCAGUUGUGAAUUUUCUUAUAUCGGCAUUUUUAUCAAUUCCUAAUGCCGUUCCCAAGAGCAUGUUACUUCCCUCCUCUCCUCUUCAAUUCAUCUCCUUUAUUGAAAACUUCAAGAAGAUAUUUGUGAAAAAAGAGUCUGAAACAAUGGCAUAUCAUAGGCAUAUUCAAGUAGGGUUGGAUAGGCUGAAGGAGAGUUUGGCAAAAAUUAAGAUUUUACAAAAAGACUUGGAAGUUAAGAAAAUUGAACUUUCUAAAAAGGAUGCAGAAGCACAAAAGACUUUAGAUCGAAUUCUUUCAGAGCAGAACGAAGCGGAAAGAAAGGAGGAGGCAUCACUAGAGAUACAAAAACUAUUACAGUCUCAAACAAAGAUAAUAAAAAGCAGGCAGGAAUCUGUUUAUCGACAGUUAGCCGAAGUUGAACCUUUAGUCGAAGAGGCACAGAAAGGCGUUAAAAAUAUUAAAAAAGAGCAUCUUACAGAGAUGAGAUCUAUGAAUCAUCCUCCUGAUGCAGUUAAGUUAACUUUAGAAUCUGUGUGUACUUUUCUCGGCUUUGAUGUUAAAACAUGGAGAGAUGUACAGAAUGUUGUUCGGAAAGAAGAUUUUAUUGCACGAAUUAUUGAGUAUAAUGGUGAAAAGCAAUACUCAAAAGAAUUGACUACAUUCAUGGAUGAAAAGUACAUGAAAAACCCUAUUUAUAAUUACGAGACUGUUAACAGGGCAAGCAAAGCUUGCGGGCCAUUAUUUAUGUGGCUUCAGGCACAACUUCGCUAUUCAGCCAUCUUGGAUAAAUUGGAACCUUUGAGACAACAGAUGGCUGCCGUCAAAAAUAAUUCUGUUGAAAAUAAAACAAAGCUUAUUGCGAUAAAUGGAAUGCUUCAGGAUUUGCACUCUAAUAUUCACAGUUCAAAAAAGCAGUACACGCAACUUAUUCGUGACACAGAAGGGAUCAAAUUGGAAAUGACUAAAGUGCAGAAAAAGGUUAAUCAUAGUUCUAAGUUGUUACAAGAUUUAUCUGAUGAACAGGUAAGAUGGCAAUCUAGUGUUCGGGAGUUUGAAAGUAAUCGCCAAUGUCUGAUUGGGAAUGCUCUUUUAAGUGCUUCAUUCAUGUCGUUUGCUAUAGCGUAUGAUGAAUCUGUCAGAUCUAAAUUAGUUCAUAUUUGGAAGGGACAACUUGGUAAACAACAUGUUUCAUUUAAUAAGCUUUGGAACUUUACUACCAAUAUUUCCGAUCCGAAAGAGAGCUUAAAAUGGGAAAGUCUGGGUUUGCCCAAAGACAAUCUUUUCAAACAAAAUGUUGCCACUUUAACAUCAAAAAUUAAUAAAAACUACUUUCUCAUAGUUGAUCCAUCUGGAUUUAUUAUGAAGUUUUUGUGUGCGUAUCAGAAACCAAAAGAACUUAUCAUAUCAAGUUUUUUAGAUAAUGGAUACAUUCGUCAGGUUGAAAACUGUGUACGAUUUGGUGGCUCAAUCGCAAUUACGGAUGCAGACAAAUAUGAUCCUGCUAUGAACACAGUAAUUGCUCACAAUACAUUUACCAAUGGCGGAAGAACAUUGGUAACCAUAUGUGGGCAUCAGAUUGAUUUAUCCCCGGAUUUUCAACUUUAUCUCUACACAAGGAACCCCUCUAUCUGUAUUUCCCCAUUUCUUGCAAGCCGAAUGUGUGUUGUUAACUUUACAUUUACUACAAUGUCUCUUAGAAGUCAUGGGUUAAACAUGUGCCUUCAGUUCGAAAGACCAGAUUUGGAACAAAGAAGAACUGAAGUGAUGAGGGCCGAUGGAAUUUUAAAGCAGAAAUUGAUUGGUCUAGAAACUGAGCUUUUAGAAGUUCUUAAUAGCUCUGGUAGUGAUAUGUUAGAAGAUACAACUUUGCUCAAAAAAUUGGAGGAAAUCAAAAAGGAAUCAAAUACAAUAAAGAAAGAAUUAGCUGAAUCGGAAACUCUAAUGGAUGAUUUGGUAACAGCUGGUGCUUCAUAUGAUAAGGUCGCCGGACUAUAUUGUACUUUCAGUCUUAUAUGCAAAGCAUUGGAGAAUUUGAAUCCUAUAUAUGUGUUUCCAGAUAAUUAUGUGACGAGAAUAUUGAAAUGUGUUCUUCAAGAGUACACAAAAGCACCCGUCGACACACUAGAGUCCGAAUUUGCGAAAUCCUUUUACGUAAAAACUGGCGUUUCUCUUCUACCGCAAGAUCGUACUCUACUUGGAAUAAUAUGCUACAUAUCCGCUGAAUUAGUUUCAGAAAAUGAUUUUGACUUGAAACAAUGCAUCGAUUCAGCUAGUCAGGUUCAAUUGCUUGGCUUAUUGAAUCCUUACUUUGACUUACAAAAUAAGGGUUUUACGAAGCCGGUCAUUAACUUAGAAGAAUUUUCGUCUGCAGUUAAAGAUAACAGAUUCUUAGUUUUGAGAUCUUCAGAAAACUUCGACACUUCCAAAACGGUUAAAGCCUUCGCUGCUAGCGAGGGGGUAUCUGUUGAAACAUUCUCAGUUGGAUCACGGGAAAGUAUGGAAACUGUUACCAGACUUUUAAAGGACUGUAAUGCCACGGGUCAAUGGCUUUUAAUUGAGAAUAUUCAAUUUUCUGCCGGUUUGGUUGAACAUCUUCCAAAAUUGUUAAGCGUUUUGAGUAACUCGAACGGUUGUCGCGUCUUUAUGACAACGCUCAUUGAUUCAAAAUUGGAAAAUGCAAUAUACAAAAUGUCGAAGCAGUACAUUUUUACCACAUCUCCCGGAAUUAAGGGUAUACUGGUUCAUGAAUUGCUUAGAGAGAAUGGAACUUUAUCAUUAUUAAACUCUGAACAAGAUCACACUUCAAUAAUUUCUCGUUUUUUGUUGGCGUGGGUUUAUGCCACCUUGAAAGAAUACACAAGGUUUGCCGUUUUGAAAUUUCAUAAGAGAUAUGAUUUUAGUGAAUAUGAUUUAGAGUUUGGGUGGAGAUUUAUAAGCCAGGUAUUAAUGAAUGAUGAACAUGACUUGGACUCGAUUCGCUGGAAUUAUAUUUCACGUUUUAUUGGAAGGGUUGUUUUUGGAGGCAAAGUUGACAUACCGAAUGAUCUUGAACUCAUUUGCACCUUGUGUGAUAGUAUAUUUUGUCCUGAAGUUGUAAAGGGUCAAAAGUCAUUGCUUCCUAACACAGACGAGAAUCUUUUCUGUCCAGGCGGUGAAUUGGAAGCAGUGACUCGCUUCAUAAACAAUCUUCCUGUGAUAGAGCCGAUCAAAUGGUUAUCAUUACCAGAAGAUUCCGAGGAUGUUUUGAAGAAUCAAAAUUUGACAAAAAUUAUGGGCAAAUGUCAAUCCAUUGUGAAAACUAUUGACGCCCAGUUACAUCAAAGAAGCUGA